AUGUUUCGACGUGCGAUCAAUGUAUCAGUCCCCACGCGUUGCAUGGCGUUAAUGGGCUAUGCAACGCUGCCUGACCUCAUAAAACCAAAGGGGGCCCCGGCCGAGUUACCCAAGCUGGAGUUUAACUGGAAGGAUGGUUGUGCCCCCGUCUUCAGCCCGCGUCAGAUGGAACUGCACUACACGAAGCAUCACAAGGCCUAUGUUGACAAAUUAAAUGCGCUGGCUGGGACAACGUAUGACGGCAAGACCAUUGAGGAGAUUCUCUGCGCGGUGGCAAAUGACACCACCAAGAAGGUGCUCUUUAACCAGGCCGCACAACAUUUUAACCACACCUUUUACUUCCGGUGCAUCACGCCGAAUGGGAAACCGAUGCCAAAGUCUUUGGAGUCCACCAUCGCAGCGCAGUUUGGCUCUGUAGAGCAGUUCAAGGACACCUUUGCGUUGGCGGGGACGAACAACUUUGGCUCGGGGUGGACGUGGUUGUGCGUGAACCCGUCGAACAGGAAUCAACUUGUUAUCGAAAACACAAGUAACGCCGGGUGCCCUCUGACGAGCGGACUGCGCCCCAUCUUGGCCGUGGAUGUCUGGGAACAUGCAUACUACAAGGACUUUGAGAACCGCCGGCCGGACUACCUGAAGGAAAUCUGGUCCGUUGUUGACUGGGAGUUUGUGGCAAAGAUGCACGCACAUGCACUCGGGUGA
Trypanosoma rangeli is the source of this 702-nucleotide messenger RNA. Its product is annotated as iron superoxide dismutase. Lineage: Eukaryota; Euglenozoa; Kinetoplastea; Trypanosomatida; Trypanosomatidae. The transcript has a single exon. Gene Ontology annotation, molecular function: metal ion binding; superoxide dismutase activity. Bases 1 to 702 code for a protein of 233 amino acids. The record is from RefSeq and is a predicted model, not a curated record. Gene Ontology annotation, biological process: superoxide metabolic process.